Messenger RNA from Orbicella faveolata, 873 nucleotides. RefSeq names its product carbonic anhydrase 2-like. NCBI's taxonomy places the organism in Eukaryota, Metazoa, Cnidaria, Anthozoa, Scleractinia, Merulinidae. The record is from RefSeq and is a predicted model, not a curated record.
AUGGUAUUCCCCCGCAUUAGCCUCCGUUGCAAGUUGGAGUUCCAGUCUGAUACCGAGAACACGAAAAUGUUGGAACAGUUUAGAAAGCUGAAAGCACAUUAUGGUCGUUUUCCUGAUCUUAUGUGCGACAAUUACAGACCUCUACAGCCACUGAAGGGACUGUAUGGCCCACCGGACUGGCACAAGGGAUGGGAGGACUGCGGCCAUGACCACCAAUCCCCAAUUAACAUCGACACAAGUAAAGUGGUAAACAAGGACUAUCGUGAUCUGAAAAUAACCUUCGACAACCAGGGGGGCCUGGUCACGGGAGAGCUCGAAAACACUGGUCACUCGCCUACUUUAAAUAUUGACAAGUCCAAAGGAACAGCUGAAAUAACAGGGGGUCCCCUGGGGGACACCACCUACACACUGAAUCAGUUCCAUGUUCACUUUGGCUGUGAAAACAGCCGUGGAUCUGAGCACACUUUAAACGGGAAGCAGUUCGCUGGCCAGCCCUCUUCAAGUGGAAACCCAAUUUUAGGAAAGUUUGCAAAUUUGCUUCCUAACAUCAUUGAAGUUGGGCCGAGCAAGGAAGUAGAUAAGUCUGACGGUAUUCGUUUGAUGGGGCUUCUACCCAACAACAACAACAAUAGAAGCAAUGGAGGCAAUGGAGACUACUUCCACUACAAGGGAUCCCUUACCACCCCUCCCUGUUAUGAAACAGUAAAGUGGCUGGUUCUAAAACCCAAGCUUCGAGCCUCUAACAAUCAGUUGGGAGAGUUUAGAAAGCUGAAAGCACACUAUGGUCGUUUUCCUGAUCUUAUGUGCGACAAUUACAGACCUCUACAGCUGCUAAAGGGACGUAAAGUUUACGCCGUUGGAAACAAAAAUUAG